AGAUAGGAAGGGAUGCUAAGGAACCUGGUCAAGUACCACCAUCUAGUGGACAAAUGUGAUAACAGACCAGAAACUUCCUGAAUUCUCCGCCUCUCCUCCUGUCAGAGUAUAAAGCUGGGACAGAGUCACUGCUGAGACAGAAAGAUACACAGAAGAGAAAAGACAAUUCAACCAGCUUUCAUCUGCCAACAAAAAGACUCAAGACUUGAAACUCUGAAAAUGCUGUGCUCUCGAGGUCUUCACUCUGAUCUCAGUCCAUCCAUGUUCUUCUUCUCACCUGUACGCAGUCUGUGGCCAGAGGUCAGACCUCUGUUCUACCAGCGGGAUCUUUUGCAGAGGAACCUGCAGGAGCUGCGCAGCAGUCUGGAGCUGAUGGACAAAUUUCAAGACAAGAUCCUGGAGGAGACGGAGCCUUUCCAGAGCAGUGUGACCCUGCAACCAGUGAGCUUCCAGCUGGACAAAGAUGGACAGAACUUUGGCCUGACCCUGGACACUCGAGGCUUUUCUCCAGAGGAGCUGUCUGUCAGGCAGGUGGGCAGAAAGCUGAGAGUCAGCGGGAAGACAGAGAAGAAACAGGAGGACGGGAAAGGCUCCUACUCUUACAGACUCCAGGAGUUCAGACAAGAGUUGGAUCUGCCUGAAGGCCUGAACCCUGAAGCCGUCACCUGCUGCCUGUCUCCAGACGGAAAGCUCCACAUCCAGGCCGCCAAAGAGGAGGCUGACAGAGAACUGACCAUCAAGAGGAGCUCGGAGGAGGAACCACAGCAGAGAGAGAGUUCACAGAAACAAGAUAGCAAAGUGCAGACUCCCAAUACAUCAUAGAACAAACAGGAGAACCUGGACUUAAACUCUACAUGUGCAUAUCUGAUCAUUUCUUAUUAAUGGUAUUUAAGCUAAUUUAGCUCAUUUUGAUUUUAAACACGUCUUCAUUUUUAAACGUAUUAGCUAGUUCUGACUGUGAAUAAACGAUUAAAUGCAACAAGAUGACAUGAAUGUAGUAAAGGGACUUUUUUAUUUUGUUAUAUCUUUGUUUGAUGAAAGAGGAAUAAAUAAAUGUUUCAUGUUGAAAUGACUGCAUUUGUUGAGUCUUUAUUUGAAUGUUUCAUUAUUUAUUAAUCCAAACAAAUUUAUCUGAAAAUCACCAA
Molecule: messenger RNA, 1145 nt
Organism: Oryzias latipes (Japanese medaka)
Lineage: Eukaryota; Metazoa; Chordata; Actinopteri; Beloniformes; Adrianichthyidae
Product: heat shock protein 30-like
Biological process (GO): response to heat; protein refolding
Cellular component (GO): nucleus; cytoplasm
Source: RefSeq, a predicted model, not a curated record